Molecule: messenger RNA, 2230 nt
Organism: Numida meleagris (helmeted guineafowl)
Lineage: Eukaryota; Metazoa; Chordata; Aves; Galliformes; Numididae
Exons: 2
Coding region: 873-2210 (445 amino acids)
Source: RefSeq, a predicted model, not a curated record
UGCAGCUCUGAGCACAGUGCAGCUCCUGGUGCAGUGCAGCUCCGUGUGCAAUGCAGCUCUGAGCACAACGUAGCUUCUGGUGCAAUGCAGCUCUGAGCACAGUGCAGCUCCUGGUGCAAUGCAGCUCCUGGUGCAAUACAGCUCUGAGCACUACGUAGCUCCUGGUGCAGCUCCGGGUGCAGCUCAGCUCUGGGUGCAAUGUAGCUCUGAGCACAACGUAGCUCCUCCUGCAUCUCUGGGUGCGGCACAGCUCUGGGUGCAGCUCAGCUCCUGGUGCAAUGCAGCUCUGAGCACAGUGCAGCUCCUGGUGCAGCACAUCUCUGGGUGCAGUGCAGCUCCGAGCACGGCAUCUUUCUGGGUGCAGUGCAGCUCUGGUUGCAUUGCAGCUCCAGAUGCAGCUCAGCUCCAGAUGCAACGCAGCUCUGAGCACAGCACACUUCUGGGUGCAAUGCAGCUCUGGGUGCAGCACAUCUCUGGGUGCAAUGCAGCUCUGAGCAUGGCACACUUCUGGGUGCAUUGUAUCUCUGGGUGCAGCUCAUCUCUGCAUGCAACGCAGCUCUGAGCACAGCACACUUCUGGGUGCAUUGUAUCUCUGGGUGCAGCUCAUCUCUGCAUGCAACGCAGCUCUGAGCACAGCACACUUCUGGAUGCAUUGCAGCUCUGGGUGCAGCUCCUCUCUGGGUGCAAUGCAGCUCCAGAUGCAGCACAGCUCCAGAUGAUGCAGCGCAGCUCUGAGCACAGCAUCUUUCUGGGUGCAGUGCAGCUCUGGUUGCAUUGCAGCUCCAGAUGCAGCACAGCUCAGGGCACAGUAGCAUCUCUAGGUGCAAUGCAGCUCCGUGUGCAAUGCAGCUCUGGGUUCAGCUCGUCUCUGCAUGCCAUGCAGCUCUGAGCACAGCACAUCUCUGGUUGCAUUGCAGCUCCAGAUGCAGCUCAACUCCAGAUGCAACGCAGCUCAGACCACAGCACAUCUCUGGGUGCAAUGCAGCUCCGAGCACAGCACAAUUCUGGGUGCAUUGCAGCUCUGGGUGCAGCUCAUCUCUGGGUGCAAUGCAGCUCCAAGCACAGCACAUCUCUGGGUGCUGUGCAGCUCCAAGCACGGCACAUCUCUGGUUGCAAUGCAGCUCUGGGUGCAGCUCAUCUCUGCAUGCAAUGCAGCUUCGAGCACAGCAUCUUUCUGGGUGCACUGCAGCUCUGGUUGCAUUGCAGCUCCAGAUGCAGCACAGCUCAGGGCGCACUGCAUCUCUGGGUGCAAUGCAGCUCCAUGUACAAUGCAGCUCUGGGUUCAGCUCGUCUCUGCAUGCAACGCAGCUCUGAGCACAGCACAUCUCUGGGUGCAAUGCAGCUCUGUUUGCAUUGCAGCUCCAGAUGCAGCACAGCUCCAGAUGCAGCGCAGCUCUGAGCACAGCACAUCUCUGGGUGCUGUGCAGCUCUGGGUUCAGCUCAUCUCUGGGUGCAAUGCAGCUCCAGAUGCAGCACAGCUCCAGAUGCAAUGCAGCUCUGAGCACAGCACAUCUCUGGUUGCAUUGCAGCUCCAGAUGCAGCCCAGCUCCAGAUGCAGCGCAGCUCCGAGCUGCUGCGAUGCAGCUGCAUUAACUCUUUGCUCUCCCCCCUCGGACGCCGCUUUGCCGCUGCUUUGUCCUUGGGGGCUGCCUGCACGGUGCAGCACCGCCACGGCCCCGGGCUGCAGGUACUCCCGGCCCUGCUCCCCACUGCAACCCCCACUUCCCCCCCGCCCCCAUGCAUGCGCCGUCCCCCUGCAUGCGUCCUUAAUUGCAGCAAUGCGGGCGCCGCUGUCCCCUCCCCUGUCGCCGCGCUCCCCCCGCGUCCCCUUGCAUCUCUUGCACCCACCCCCUGCGCAUGGUGGGCCCGGGGAGGGUGAGGUGAUGGUGCACGGAGCUGGGUGCUGGCAGCGGUGCUGCAUGCGUGGUGCAGCGGCGCUGCUGCGUCUCGGCACGGCGGUGGUCGGCUUGUGGCUCCCUGUGGCGGUGCUGCGUAUCGGCGCGGGGGUGGGUUGCAUGCUGGGCGCUGCAGCGGUGCUGCAUUGCAGCGUGGUGGGCGCUGCAGCGGUGCUGCGUAUCUGCACGGUGGUGGGUUGCAUGGUGGGCGCGGCAGCGGUGCUGCAUUGCACAUUGGUGCUGCGUUGGUGCUGCAUUGCACAGUGGUGUUGUGCACGCUGGGCGCAGCAGCGGUGCUGCAUUGCACGGUGGUGAGCAUGCUGGGUGCUGCAGCG